AUGGACGUGAUCAAAACCUCGGGGAAGGUGCCAUGCCACGGCCCGGCUGACCCGCUGAGCCGGAACUACGUGCACACCAACGAAGCGGUGCAGCAGACGCCGCUGCAAGAGGAGCAGCAGCAAUUUGCUGCCAGCAACCCAGCGAAGGCCAUCAAGAAUACGACCGCUAUUGCCCAAUAUGACUCGUGGCCACCAACAAGAGCGUCGACUUUGAACGGGAUCAAGGCCGACUGGGUGUUCGACGCGAAGACGCAGACGUUCAAGCACUUGGACAUAAUGUGCUCCGGCAAUGAGGGCUGA
Phytophthora nicotianae INRA-310 is the source of this 300-nucleotide messenger RNA. RefSeq lists its product as hypothetical. Bases 1 to 300 code for a protein of 99 amino acids. The transcript is spliced from 3 exons. The record is from RefSeq and is a predicted model, not a curated record. NCBI's taxonomy places the organism in Eukaryota, Oomycota, Peronosporomycetes, Peronosporales, Peronosporaceae.